AUGCUUACGUUCGUAACUUGGUCUGGACUUGAAAGUCAAUUUACCACUAUCUUUUGGGUUGUUGGGAUGCUAGUUACUCUGGUCACAGGGUUUGUGACUUAUCGGGCCUUUAAACGGAGUAGUGCGGUUGUUCCUGACGCAUUAGAGACAGAAGAGAUUGUAGAUGUUUCACCUGUAGAAACAAGUGGACUCUUCGCCUUCUUUGCUGAUGAUACAUCUCUUUUUGGACCGGCAGCAACCACUACUAGAGAUAUUGUUAUUUCUUCGGGAGAGGUGAUCUACUAUCUAGUUAGUGGCUUAGUGGAAGUGCAUUAUCGUGGUGUAGCUGUAGUUGCCCAUGAAAGAGACUUCUUUGCCACAACUACGCAAUGGAUUGUCAAUCCUUUAGCUAAAUCAGAAAUAUCGUAUGUCUUGAAGGCCAAAAGUGUCUUUUACCACACUAGUCAACUAACUAGUCCAGAACUACGCUAUGUACUCCUUACUAAGUUCUUUCGGGGUACACUUUAUACUCUACUGAACUAUGCCGGGGCUGCUCCUGAGCCUUAUGACUUACGAACUCUACCCGACGCAGCUGACUUGGCCAAACUAGAUGAUCAGAGUUUACUAGCACAACUACAGAAGAACGUACCACUUGGUCGACGAGUGAAAUCUGUACGCCGGCAAAAGGAUCCAGUUCAUCUUUCACCCAAUGGAGUCUAUUUGGUCUUAGCUGGGCAGCCGACUCUAUUUUAUGGUGAGUACAGUCGUGAUGUAGAGGUUGGUUGUGUCUUUGGAGUCCUUAAUCGAGUGAGUCGUUUAGAAGCUGAGCGACGGUUAGUGGGUGAGUGUGAGGUUUUAGAAGUGAUUAUGGGCGCACCAGAUCCACGUGGGGAAGGUUUACUGGCGAUAGCUAAAGAGUAUGUUGACCAGGCUUCAGAUAUUCUGCAGAUUACUGAUGCUUCAGUGCACUGGCGUAUUAUUCAGCCGGGCGAACGUAUUUCAGUAAACCAACCUAGUCGUUCGGUUAAGAUCGUGGGGUGUGGGUACUUCUUGAAAGAAGGAGAUAUUAAGUACUUUGGCAUUGGAUCGGGUCGUAUUUUGUUUGAAAGAGAAGCCGUACUUGGUUUGGAGUCGCCUUAUAUUGCCAUUGCGACUCGGUGUUCUGAGAUUAUUGAAAUUCCACCGGCUUACAUAACAGCGAUGUUAACUCUGUUCCAUGAAGCAGCACCUCGGUUAUAUCGCGGGGCUUUAUCUCGAGCUACACAGCAAGAGCAUUUAGAUAGGCCGCGGGUGAUAGUUUUUGCUCCGGCUGAUCCGGUGGUGACCCAAAUAGAGAUAUUUACGCACUUUUUGAAUGCCGAGAUUAACCAGAGCGAUACAUGUACGGUUCUUUCUUCUACGGCUUUAGAGAAGGGUUUAGGCCCUGUUUAUUCUUCUUCUUCGGCACCGGUAGCUAUAAUUAGUCUCUUAUCUUACUUGCAAAGUGAGUACUCUUAUGUUUUACUGCCGAUUGUAGCUAAACCAGCGGAAGAUUCAACAACAGCUGCUUUAAGAUUAGCUGAGAUAGUCUUUUAUUUAGUUGUUAAUGGCGAUAGUCUUGAUAGUGAGAUAGAAAGAGUUUGGUGUAAGGUUGAUACGGUUGUCCUUCAUAGAGAUAGUAAGAAACAAGUCGUGGGUGGACGAUGGCGCGGACAGAGACACCAUUUAGAGUUUCCUUCAAUUGAUGUACCGGCUAGUGUAGUGAUUGGGUUUAGUGAGAAGGAAGAGUAUGCCCAUCGCACGCACUGUGCCUUUACGGAAGCUUCACCCCAUCCUUUAGUCCCGGUCUUCCCGUUGAGUGAUAUGAAGCGGUUCUUGCGCACACUUAAAGGUGAGAAUGUUGGACUAGUUUUGGGCGGUGGAGGUGCCCGGGGUAUAGCUCAUAUUGGGAUUAUUCAAGCCUUAGAAGAAGCAGGUAUUCCUAUUGAUGCCGUUGGUGGUACUUCUAUGGGUGCUUUUGUUGGGGCGCUUUAUGCCAUUGGCUGCAAUAAUGCCGAAGUGUUUAGUCGGGCUAAGAAGUUCGCUCGCUUAUUCGGGAGUAUUUGGCAUAUAGUAAUGGACUUAACCUAUCCUAUUUGCUCAAUGUUCUCUGGGAAGACCUUUAACUGGGUACUGACCCGGAUCUUCAAGAAACGCAAGAUAGAGGACUUAUGGCUGCCGUACUACUGUGUGACUACCGACAUUCUUAAGAUUGAGGAGCGGGUGCAUAAGUUUGGCUUGCUUUGGCGGUAUGUUAGAGCAAGUAUGAGUUUAUCUGGGUACUUACCACCAUUAUGUGAUCGAGACUCGUUCUUACUUGAUGGUGGGUAUGUGAACAAUGUUCCAGCCGAUGCCAUGCGCUCAAUGGGAAUUAGAAAUAUUAUAGCCGUUGAUGUGGGCAGUGAGGUUGAUUCGAAUUAUUAUAACUAUGGGGAUAGUUUAAAUGGGUUCUAUAUUCUCUUUCAAAAGCUAUUUGGCACCAAACGGUUCUUAUCUCUGACCGAAAUUCAGUACCGCUUAUCUUACAUCACUAGUUCGCAUAAAGAGAAGUCUUUGCGCUCGGAUGUAUCAGUGAAGUACAUUCGGCCGGACUUAACCGGGUACAAGACCAUGAACUUUGGCCAGUUUGAUGAGAUAGUAGCGCAUGGGUACCAGCAUGGCCGCAAGGUCAUAGAAGAAUGGAAGAAGACCGGGGAAUUUGAUGAGCUCACUCAGCACAGCCGUAUCCAACGCUAA
Messenger RNA from Nematocida homosporus, 2733 nucleotides. Its product is annotated as lysophospholipid hydrolase. Gene Ontology annotation, biological process: phosphatidylcholine metabolic process. NCBI's taxonomy places the organism in Eukaryota, Fungi, Microsporidia. Gene Ontology annotation, molecular function: phosphatidylcholine lysophospholipase A1 activity. Gene Ontology annotation, cellular component: endoplasmic reticulum. Bases 1 to 2733 code for a protein of 910 amino acids. The transcript has a single exon. The record is from RefSeq and is a predicted model, not a curated record.